AUGAAAGAUGUUAGCUAAAAUUUCAUUGAAGAGCUUUUGGCUGACAAUGAGAAUCUUCGAACGAGCCUUGAAAAUCAAAUUAUUUUUAUUUUUAAGCUAGGAAAGUAAUUUGGCUGAAAAUCCUUCGGAGAGCUUUGAGAUGUUAAAAAUAACGAAUAUUUAGCUGUGAAAGCUGAAAAUUAGCUCAAAUAUCAUCCAUAAUCUCGAAAGCCUUUCAAUUCAUAAAUUUUAGCUCCAAAACCUGUAGAAUUACCAAUUUCUCACCUCCCUAACCUCAAAAAAUCCUUGUUUUCAUUAGAAUCCAUAAAAAUUAUCGAUUUUUUUGAAUUUCGAAACGUGACCUUUUCGUUAUUUUUUUCUGAAUAGAAAAACGUGGAAAAUUCAAAUUUCUUCAUUUCUGAGCUUGAAAAUUUUAGCAGUUAGUUGGUUUUUGAAAAAAUGAAUGGAAAAAGUAGGUUUAUUGCUGAAAAUAUGGAUAGAAUCAGGGAUUUUCGGCAAAUUUUGCAGAAAAUUCAUGGAUUUUCAAGUUUCCCUGUUAAAAUUGAAAGGGUUUUCGCGCCAGAAGUUUAAUAAAUGUUGAUGCAUCUCUCCAUACUUUUACCCUUGUCCCUUUCCUAUUUUUCCAUUUUCCAGAAUGUUCGAAUCCGCCCAACAACAAGUCGACGCAGCUCUCCAACAAUCUGCGAGCAAUUUUGGAAUUGCAAAAUACCGGCGGUCUCUCAUAUUGUCGAAACCGCAAACUCCGAAGCUCACGAUGAUUAUUGGUUGAUUUUUGGGAAGACAUUAGAAUAUUCCGCUGCCGGAAGAUCACAUCAGCUUGUUGAGAGAAUAACAUGA
Caenorhabditis angaria is the source of this 837-nucleotide messenger RNA. Lineage: Eukaryota; Metazoa; Nematoda; Chromadorea; Rhabditida; Rhabditidae. The record is from the annotation of a GenBank genome assembly.